GUGCAGUGCAUUCGCGUUCACAGGAGCGCGAGGGCAGCUGUUACAGCGUCCCUCUCGCGCAACUGCUCCACAAUCUUCAAAACACUGAUCGCGAAUACGGAUCCAAAGACAUUGUCUGGGAUCAUCGUUCCUGGCUUCUCCGCGACGCAGCGCAACAUCACUCCUCAUCGCCGCGCACCCAGCCGACAUGGCCUCAUCCGUGAGCGGAGCGGAGGAAGUGCGCGUGUCGGCGUUGACGCCCCUGAAGUUGGUGGGUCUGGUGUGUAUUUUCCUCGCGCUGUGCCUGGAUGUCGGGGCCGUGCUGAGUCCGGCGUGGGUCACCGCAGAUGACCAGUACCACCUGUCCCUGUGGGAGUCUUGCUGGAAGCCCGCUGCCUCCGCGACCUGGCGGUGCAGCAGCACGCUGGGGACCGACUGGCAGAUUGCCACAUUGGCUUUGUUGUUGGGUGGAGCUUUCCUUAUCCUCCUUUCCUUCCUGGUGGCCCUGGUGUCUGUCUGCAUUCGCUCCAGGAGACGCUUCUACCGACCGGUCGCAGUUAUGCUCUUUGCUGCAGUGGUCCUACAGGCCUGCUGUUUGGUGCUGUAUCCCAUCAAGUUCAUUGAGACCAUCAGUUUGAGAAUAUACCACGAGUUUAACUGGGGCUACGGUCUGGCCUGGGGAGCCACCAUCUUCUCCUUCGGAGGAGCCAUUCUCUACUGCCUGAACCCUAAGAACUACGAAGAUUACUACUAAACAUGCUACAACACCCACAAUGCACUUCAAUGUACUCUUCACUGUUGUGAUAGCACCUCGUGCACGGAACGUUUGUUCGGAACCUGCUCUUGUCGCUAACACACAGACCCUCAAAAUGCGGAGCAAUACCGAGCUGUUAGAUACGUACAUGCAUUCUCUUUUUCCUCAGAUUACUCUAUCAUUCAAUUAAACCUCUUCAUCAAA
Messenger RNA from Rhinichthys klamathensis goyatoka, 937 nucleotides. It is a transcript of the gene tmem47, whose product is annotated as transmembrane protein 47. NCBI's taxonomy places the organism in Eukaryota, Metazoa, Chordata, Actinopteri, Cypriniformes, Leuciscidae. Gene Ontology annotation, cellular component: cell-cell junction; membrane. The coding region runs from base 188 to 733 and encodes 181 amino acids. Gene Ontology annotation, biological process: cell-cell adhesion. The transcript has 3 exons. The record is from RefSeq and is a predicted model, not a curated record.